AUGGACACUGAAAUCAAUACAUCUAGUGAGUUAUUAAUAAAGGAUAUGACAAUAUCGAAGGGAGAUGGGGACAAAACCGGCGAGAAGAUCGAUUUGGCGAAAGAAGUAAAAGCUCAAUCAGAACCGGUGGAGUGGGAGGAAGAGGGUUCGGAGGAGGAUGAAGCCAGAACGGAGUUAGGGCUUGUCAUUCGAAUUUUUACGAACCGGCAUAUUAAUCAAAAUGCUUUCAUCACCACCAUGAAGAACAUAUGGCAGGCGAAACAUGAUAUGGAUAUUAAAAACAUUGGCAAAAAUUUGUUUGUAGUUCAAUUCUAUCACUGGAGGGAUAAACAACGAGUGAUGGAGGGUCAGCCCUGGCACUUCGAUAAACAUGUGAUUCUGAUGAAUGAUAUUAAAGGUAAUUGUAAACCUUCUGACAUUCAAUUAUGGGAGUUCCCGAUUUGGGCUAGGGUUUAUGAUUUGCCGUUUAAGGGGAGAUUAAAUUCCGGUAAUGUCGAGGCUAUUGGGAACAAAAUAGGGACCUUUAUUACAAUAGAUAAAUCUGGAGCAGUGGGAAUUGAUAAAUCAAUCCGGUUACGGAUUAUGCAUGAUGUUCGAAAACCUCUUAUUUCAUCAGUGAAGAUCCGUAUGAAAUCUGGUGAGGAGGAAUCCUUCGCAGUCAAAUAUGAAAGGCCUCCCCUUUUCUGUUUUUAUUGUGGAAAGGUUGGACAUGUGACAAAAGAUUGUGAGGAGGAAGAUAUGGAAGAAGAAGGGGUGGUGAAAUAUGGGGGGUGGUUAAAGGCUUCGCCUUGGAAGCUGGCUGAAACGGGGGAGAAAGGGGGAGGUAGGAUGAGUGAGAACUCUUGCGCUCGUGCGUUGUUCAUUACCAAACCGAAGAAAAUUGUGAGGGAGGAGGUAAAGGAGUCUGUGACGGCAGUUGUGGAGAAAAUGAAUAGCUGGGUAAUUAAGGAAAAAGAGGUGGAGGGAAGUGUGGAUCAUGAGCAGUCUGAGAGUGAGAGUGUAAGGCCUCUAGGGGAGAAUCUGAUGAAGGGAGUUGUGAUGGACAGUUACGAGGAAGGGGAUAAGGAGCAGGGAAGGAGUAGUAAGGGUAAGGAUGUGGAGAAUAGUGGUGAAGUGGCUCAGAAUAGAGUAAAGGCUGAAAAGGAAGUUAAAAAAUGGAAGAAAAUCGCUAGGCAGCGAGAUAAGGUGGCAAGGGAAGUUCCCCAAGUCUGGGGUCUUAAAAGAACUGAGAGAGGAGGAGGAGUGGCAGGUCUUGAUGAAGUGGAAAUAGAGGAGUUACGUUACUUGAAGCGAGCUGGCUUAAGCGUGGCAGAUGACGCACUGAUGUUGACAGUACCUACUGAAGAAAAAGUGGCGAGCCCCACGGUUUGGGCUCUCGGUGACCAAUGA
This is a messenger RNA of Beta vulgaris subsp. vulgaris (sugar beet), 1389 nucleotides long. RefSeq lists its product as uncharacterized. NCBI's taxonomy places the organism in Eukaryota, Viridiplantae, Streptophyta, Magnoliopsida, Caryophyllales, Amaranthaceae. Bases 1 to 1389 code for a protein of 462 amino acids. The transcript has a single exon. Gene Ontology annotation, molecular function: zinc ion binding; nucleic acid binding. The record is from RefSeq and is a predicted model, not a curated record.